UACGGAUGCUAGGUUUGAUAACAUGCUUGAUGUACCUCUUAGUUUUCCGUUUCCUUAUAUCAGAUCUGCUUCUAGGUGCCGUUAUGCUGAUAUACCGUUAAACCCAGGAAUUCCUGACAUAGAUUUAAAUAUUCAAGUUCUGUCCCAAUCUAAUGGAACAGUUUGUAUUUGUUAUCAGCAUUUAUUACAAGCCAGAAAAUCUGAGAAACCGCCUGAAGAGAAAGAUGAUAUUUUUGAUAUUGAUUAUUAUAUUUGUAUGGUUCAUCAUGCUAAAACAUUACAUGGAUGUGUAAAUGGUUUACGUAAAUCAGUUAUAAAAAAUAAAAGAGUUCAUUUUCAAUGGUGUGGUGGAUAUUUAGGUGUUCUACUUCCAGGUGUAUUUUUACAUUUAUUAAAUGUUACAAUAGAUUAUGAACCAUGUCAUCAUAUGUUAUUACAUAGUGGGCUAAAUGAACUGGAACUAGUCACUUCCACAUCAUCAUUAUCAAACCCUGGUGACAACUCCCGAUCUAAUGAAACGUCGCUUGAUACCGACAUACAAUCAUUACAGGAUGACAGGAGAGUUUUAUCUCCAGACCACACCUCAUCACUAGAUACUAGUCCAUUAACACUGUCCAUGUCUUCCACAUUACCUGAAGAGGAUAACGAGUCGUCCAUUACUACUUCCAGUCUACCUAUUAUUAUGUCUGUGAUGAGCGAGAAUUCUUUAACGAUACGCUCACUGACAUCUUGUUUUGGCUUUACACGAGAAUCAUCAGGUAGUAAUCUUGUAUAUGAUCAGAGAAGUGGAAUUGUAUGGAAAAUAUCUCUCAAUCCUGAAACUUUAUUAAAAUAUUUUCAAAGAGCAUCAUGGCCGACCCGUUUGGCAAUACUACACUAUGUACUUACUAGAACCAAAGAUUUUUUUUAUGUCAAAAAGGCAAGUAUCCUCACCUGAUCAAUGUAAUAUCUCUCAAGCAUUAGAUCCAGAUAAAGUUGGUAGUCUUUGUUGU
This is a messenger RNA of Patella vulgata (common limpet), 992 nucleotides long. RefSeq lists its product as uncharacterized. Gene Ontology annotation, biological process: positive regulation of amyloid-beta formation. Gene Ontology annotation, cellular component: trans-Golgi network. NCBI's taxonomy places the organism in Eukaryota, Metazoa, Mollusca, Gastropoda, Patellidae. The record is from RefSeq and is a predicted model, not a curated record. The coding region runs from base 23 to 937 and encodes 304 amino acids. The transcript has 9 exons.